Messenger RNA from Necator americanus (New World hookworm), 825 nucleotides. RefSeq lists its product as uncharacterized. Gene Ontology annotation, molecular function: catalytic activity. NCBI's taxonomy places the organism in Eukaryota, Metazoa, Nematoda, Chromadorea, Rhabditida, Ancylostomatidae. The coding region runs from base 1 to 825 and encodes 274 amino acids. The transcript has 2 exons. The record is from RefSeq and is a predicted model, not a curated record.
AUGGCGAUCUGUACUUAUAACGCACGUACGCUUGCAUCGGAAGCGGCCAUCGAAGACCUGAUGAUGCAAGCCAAGAAGAUCAAGUACGACGUCAUCGGACUGACGGAGACGAGACGACAUCACCCUCUCAACGCCGUAUAUGAAUCUGGAGAAGAACUGUUCUUAGGAACAUGCGACAGUAGAGGUGUUGGUGGAGUUGGCGUCCUCGUCAACACGAAAACGGGAAAGAACAUCGACUCCUUCGAACAACUUACGACCCGAAUCGGACGUCUGUGGAUGAGAAGAUGUGGUCCAACACCAGCUUUGACUAUCUUCGUCGCCUAUGCACCAACAUCAAGCUACGAAGAAGAAGUCAAAGCUUUCUAUAUGGACCUGGAGAAGUUCUACCGAGAAGAUCAUGCCUUCUACAAGGUCAUAAUUUGGGAUUUCAACGCCAAAAGGCUCUCCGAGUUCAUCAUGACGACUAAGACCAUCCAUGGGAACUCGCAACACAAGAAGCCGUCCUCUCUACGCUGGACGUGGGAGUCACCCGGUGGAGGGUACCGUAAUGAAAUAGACUACAUCAUCGUCAGUGAAAGGUUCUGCCUGACGGAGGACGCUGUUGUACCAAAGUUCUAUACGGGAUCGGACCAUCGCCUCCUCCGAAGAAGAUUUUCCCUCACAAGGAGAGCAAAGAAAGCCGCCAAGUUCAGAGAGAGAAAUCCCAAGGCUAUCAUCAACUGGGAUCUCUUUGCUACGCUAGCCGGCUUUUGGGAAGAUUCCGCAAUCGACGAGGAAUAUGACCGGCUUGUUGAACACCUGUCACGACCGCGCGAAGUCGGCUGA